Penicillium chermesinum is the source of this 1473-nucleotide messenger RNA. RefSeq names its product T6SS phospholipase effector Tle1-like catalytic domain-containing protein. Lineage: Eukaryota; Fungi; Ascomycota; Eurotiomycetes; Eurotiales; Aspergillaceae. The record is from RefSeq and is a predicted model, not a curated record. The transcript is spliced from 8 exons. Bases 1 to 1473 code for a protein of 490 amino acids.
AUGUCGUACGCAGCCAAGCGCAUCAUUGCAUGCAUGGAUGGCACUUGGACUAAUAGCGACUACGGCUAUACCCGGCCCACUCUGGACGAACGAAAUGCCACCAUCCAGGUACCCACGAAUGUGACUCGACUCUAUCGUGCUUUGAGAAAACGAGGUUUAGGCGACACGAGUCAAGUCCUGUACUACCAUCCUGGCGUCGGGUCGUCUGGUGAACUCGUGGACACGCUCGAAGGUGGAGUAUUUGGGGCCGGUGUUUCCGAAAAUGUCCGAGAGACUUAUGACUUUAUUGUCUCCAACUAUGAGCCGGGAGAUGAAAUCAUCUUAGUGGGGUUUUCACGAGGUGCUUUCACAGCGCGUGCUGUCGCAGGAUUGAUCACGGACAUCGGGCUUCUCAAUACGAAAGGCAUGGAGUACUUCUAUGCAAUCUUUGAGGAUGUGCAGAACUGGAAGAAUCCGCACUACAAGGACAAAUUUCCUACAGUCCCUUUCCCUGACAAACCCAGCACACCAACUCGGGGAAAUGAGUAUCGACGACGCCUGGAAGAGAAUAAACUCACUCGACUUUACGAUCCUGAGGGCUACCGGAUCAAAGUUCGCUGCGUCGCGGUAUGGGAGACGGUUGGAAGUCUUGGUAUUCCUGACACAAAUCUAUCAAACCGACUUCACUUCUACGACACAUCAUUGAGCAAUGAGAUAGAGUAUGCCUUCCAGGCAUUAGCCCUAGAUGAGACCCGCACAUCUUUUGUUCCAACGCUCUGGCACCGACCUUCUCAUGUCCACACCCAUCUCAGACAGGUCUGGUUCCCAGGGGCCCACUCCAAUGUUGGCGGUGGAAUGCCAGAUCAGGAAAUUGCGAAUAUCACCAUGGCCUGGAUGAUGGACCAGCUGGCCUCAAUCGGUGUAUCAUUCGAGAACGGCAUCAUCGAGAAGAUAUUCACCGAAAAUGUGCUCUACUAUUACCAUGCCCGUCCUAAGGCACUCACCCCGACGAAGGCCCAAAGGACAAAGACCGAUGGACCGAGGGUUUAUCGUCUUGCCGGCAAGACCACCCGCACCCCUGGCAUGUAUCGCCGAAUAGACCCCGAUACUGGUGAUCCCACCCACCAAUUUUUGAAGCGAACGAAUGAAAGCAUCCACCGAAGUGUGCGCAUCCGAUUAGCUCUGGAAGGACUAGGGUAUGAUGAUGUUGGGCUCUACAAAUGCCGCGCGCUCCUGCGGAAAGGGCCCUGGGAGCUCGAACGGAUGCGCGUUGUAUCGGAACGUCUUGUUCGGGACGCUAGUGAUGGAGCCGAACGCAUUGAGGAAUACGAGGAAAGCCGAUGGGGCUGGGUAUACUCCGGUCCUGAGAAGGAUACCCCACCUGAGACAAUCAUGAUGGAAGAGCCUCUCGGCACGUACGAGCAAAAGCUGCUGCAUAUGAACAAGGGAAGGGGAUAUUACAAGUCCAUCGUCGCGGAAGCUGGUCUUCUGUAG